This is a messenger RNA of Pyricularia grisea, 2904 nucleotides long. RefSeq lists its product as uncharacterized. NCBI's taxonomy places the organism in Eukaryota, Fungi, Ascomycota, Sordariomycetes, Magnaporthales, Pyriculariaceae. The coding region runs from base 535 to 2187 and encodes 550 amino acids. Gene Ontology annotation, molecular function: lipid binding. The record is from RefSeq and is a predicted model, not a curated record. Gene Ontology annotation, biological process: phospholipid transport; mitochondrion organization. Gene Ontology annotation, cellular component: ERMES complex. The transcript has 2 exons.
CGGGAGUAUAUGGCCCCACCCGUAGCUGGGGCUGCUCCAGGAGCUUCCAUGCGCAAUCUCCAAAAAUUUUUGCAGCAGGAGCCCUCGGAAUUCCCCCCAAAACAAAUUCACUUCCGGCCGUGAACUCCCGCUUAGCGUCAUCAAGUUCUUGUCUUGUUCACUACCAACCUUAUUAUAGAUUCCGUCAAACCGGAUCAACAACAAGCUUGCUAAACAGUCACUCCUUCCUAAAUUCCGUGCUCCGACAUCUUUUUGAUUCCCUUUCAGUUUUGACCGACGAUUUCAUAGAGGAGCUCAGGAGCGACUUUCAUCCAGCGAGAACUCGCCGAACAACAUUUCCUCGCCGCGAAAAACAUACCUAAUUCUACAGCUCGCCCCCCGCCACGAUAAGAACAUUGGGCGUAAGCGCGCACACACGACACAUUCAUAGACUCUGACAGCAUCAAUAAAAACGCGAGAAACUUGCCGAAGGAGCUGCCUACGGCUCAUCGAUCCCGAAGCACGCGAUGAUUGUCUAAGAAACGCCAUCCAAACAUGGCAUUCAACUUCAACUGGUCGCCGCUGACGGCCGACGCGAGCUUCUACAAGCGCGCGCGAGACCUGCUCACGACUGCUUUGAACAAAUCCCCGAAACCUCCGAUAAUUGUCGAUGACAUCCUCGUUACCGAAUUCAACCUGGGCUCCGUGCCUCCGGAGCUCGAGAUCCUCGAGAUUGGCGAUCUGGCAGAGGAUCGAUUUAGGGGCAUCUUUAAGAUGACAUAUUCUGGAGAUGCCUUUCUGACGCUGAAGACAAGAGUCCAAGCAAAUCCCCUCAACACAUAUCUCUAUUCAAAGCCAAGUUUCACAUCACCAGAGCCGCUUGCAGCAGCUUCGGGCCUGACAAUACCUCUGCAAAUAACAUUGUCAGAGAUCAAGCUCUCAGCUUUCAUCAUCCUGGUGUUUUCAAAACAAAAGGGACUUACCCUGGUUUUCCGCAAUGACCCUCUAGAGUCUCUCAAGGUCUCGUCGACGUUCGACUCGAUUCAGUUCGUUCGAGAUUAUCUACAGAGGACUAUUGAAGGGAAGCUUAGAAACUUGAUGAUGGACGAGCUACCAGCAAUCAUUCACAAGUUGUCACUGCAGCUUUGGUGCCCCGAACAAAUGUCCAAAGAGGACCACGAAAAGACGAACGAAUUGGAUGAGCAAGCUGUUAACCCUUUCGCCAGCCCGCCACUCGAUGCUGUGGAUGCCCACGGAAAUCUGUUGGAUCCCAUAGACAUCUCGAGCAUAGCUGUCAAUGGUGGAGCUGAGUUGCAGUCUCUAUUCUCCCAGAAGAACUUGUUUCGUCUUGGAAACCUGGUCAACACUCAGCUUACCUCAUCACUCUUCACACCCUCGGUUCCUGAAGUCAUCUUCAGGGCGAAAGCUGGCCCGGUUGACAAGGCCGAGGCAGGCAGCACUACGCCUUUGACUACGCCGAGCUUGGUCAAAUCACACUCCUUCCAUGGCACAUCAACAGUCUACACAUUCUCGGAUACGAGUAGUCAAAACAAUGGACAACUUCCGUCUCGACCGUCUCUUGUUAGCCUGGGAUCUGCCACUACCGGUCUCGGCCUUGCCGCCAGCAGAAACGCAAAGCCUUAUGCAAACAGGAAAAAGAAGACACGGGUCGUUAAUCUUCGGCGCAAGACUGACACGGCUGCUAGUAGUGAGAUGGGUGACACGAUGUCUGAUUCUGCCUCAGUACAGGCUUCCGAGUCGAAUACCAUGUCGGAAUCCAUCCCUGAGGACCCUGAAGAGCAGUCUGACCUGUCAAUGUCUGGCUCGAGUCGGGUUCGGUUCGGCCUGGGCGGGGAGAGAACCACGCUACCGCAACGUCCGGCUUUGCGUCGUGACCUUUUCAACCCUGAUGAGGCGACGGCACCUUCCGAGACUGCGCAGCCUCAAGUUACACGAUCAACGCCAGAAAAGGAGACGACGGCACCUGCGCGGUCAUCAGAAAAUGAUAAACGCGGUGACUCAAAACGUCGAGGGCCGCGCUCCGAAACCCCUUCAGUUAUUUUAGAACAAGCCUGGAUCAUGAAGAUGGCUGGUGAGAUUGCCAAGCGAGUCUACGACGAGAAGCAGCGUAACCCCAGCUUCUGGGACGAGAGGGAAGAUUCCCCUCCACCUGCGUACGAGGCGCAGCCCACAACGGCAGCCUCAUAAACUGUGCUGAUCCGGCACACAAACAACACAAUUUGCACAACAUUGUCCAUACACGGGGCAUCUCCUAUGUACUUUUUUCUAUGUCUUUGUUUUUUCAACCCUAAUGGCAAAAGGAAACGGAUGGAUGGCGUCUUGAAUUUUCAGCUGAGAGCAUGGCGGGACCAUAUGAUGAUACCCACCAUAUGAGAUCCAGAUCGUGCUCCCAACAUUACUCGUAAUCCAGUAAUGUUUUGUUUUUACUAAGGGAUUUUUGCGGCGUUUUCUUAUACAAGGGCCAUACAAGGGUAUUAAAGGGGUUCGGUUGGCUUAUCUAAAAGAAAUGGGCGAUCUGUUGAGCGAUUUUGUCAUUUUUUGGGGGUCUUGCAUUGGGCGCGCGGAUGAAAACCGGAAUCUUGUUAACUGACGCCCGCCGUCCAGAGUCUGGACACCAGAGUAUAUACUACUCGCUCACACGCUCGUUUGCACAAACACACACAAAAACACACACACACUCUCUCUUUUUCUCUCUCACUCUCACAUUAUCAGUCUCUGUCUCAUGUAUAUCUACAGAAAUUUCCUUUGUUUUAAAACCCUCGAGGGGUGAUCCUGAGGGGAUGAGUGUACACUAGACCUGUACUUCAUCUUGGCUCGGCGGAAGGUCAAGUCGAGGUCGCGUGGCCGGCGAGAACGUCCAGCACGCUCGGUUGGAAGCUUGAAAGAAGAGAAUAAACUCCUAUC